Molecule: messenger RNA, 5505 nt
Organism: Eriocheir sinensis (Chinese mitten crab)
Lineage: Eukaryota; Metazoa; Arthropoda; Malacostraca; Decapoda; Varunidae
Product: CD63 antigen-like
Exons: 5
Coding region: 91-849 (252 amino acids)
Cellular component (GO): membrane
Source: RefSeq, a predicted model, not a curated record
CUUCCGCAAAUUUUCUUCAGUCACCCGAAAGCGCCAAGAGGGAGCGUACGUUGUGUCCGAGAGUCCCACAUUGCACCACUAACAUUCGUCAUGGCUACCUCUAGUAAUUUAGGAUGCGGGCCACUGACGGUCAAAUACCUCGUCUUCAUCUUCAACUUCCUCUUCUUUAUCUCCGGGCUGGUGUUGAUGAUCGUGGGCGGCAUUGCACAGGGCUUCUUCUCCUCCAACAUGAUCUUCUUCCACGGACGCUACGAAACCCCGGCCAUGGGCAUUGUCAUCCUCGGAGCCGUCAUCCUCGUCAUUUCCUUCUUCGGCUGCUGCGGUGCCAAGCGGGAGAACGUCUUCAUGCUGCGAGUGUUUGCGGGCCUGAUGGUGCUGGUGCUGCUGCUGGAGUUCGCUGUGGCCAUCACGGUGGCGGUGCUGCGGCCCAACAUUGAGGAGCUGGUCAAGAAGAACAUGAACGAGUCAAUGCAGCAUUACGGCGACCCCAAGGACCUGGUGACCAUAUCCUGGGAUGACCUCCAGCGCAAGCACCACUGCUGUGGCACCGUCAACUACACUGACUGGCGCACCACUGCCUACGGGUCCAACUCUAGUGUGGAGGGGGUGCCAGACUCCUGCUGCAAGGCCCCAGUGAUUGAAGGGUGCGGUCACGACAUCUGGGAGGAAGCCACCCCCCCCUCACAGAUCUACAUGACCCCCUGCUACAAAGCCAUCACUGAGUCUGCCCGUGCCAACACAGGGGCCAUCAUCGGGGGCAUAAUCGGCUUGGCUCUCCUGCAGAUGGUCGGUGUCUGGAUGUCCUGCUGCCUCAUCCGGGCCGUCAAGGAGCGAUACGAGAUCCUGUAGGAAGCUUACCCCUUCUCCUCUCUCACCCCACACACACCUGUACCCCUCCCUUCACCCCCCAUCCCUCUCCUCUUCACCCCUUGGGCCUAGCACCCUCAUAGUCACGUUUAUGAGUUUGUUUAGGCUGUGAUGGGGUGGUGUGAGGUAGGGUACUGUCCCCCCUACUCUUCCUCUUUAUUUUCCAAGUAUGUGUGUGUUCCCUUCACCCCCUUCCUCCUUUCCCUUCCUCUUUAUUUGCAAGUUUCUAUCCCCUUUUGCCUCUCUCUCUCUCUCUCUCUCCCUUUUUAUCUGCAACUGUGGAUGUCCCUUUUCUCUCUCCUAUUCACAAGUGUGUAUUUCGACCUUCAUACCCUGUUUUUUCCUCUUCCUCUUUAUUUGCAAGAGUGUGUGUGGGUACCCUUUCAUCCCUCUCCUCUCUUUCACCCUCUUUAUUCACAAGUUUGAGUGUGUGUGUGUGUAUGUCAUCCUUUCCUCUCCUGCCCCCCAAGACACUCCUAUUUGAACUAUCCCUAAAAAUCCUUCCCUUACCCCCUCCAAAGCAUGCAGUCCACGGGUCGAAUUCUCAAACACUCUGCACCCAAGCUUACCUAUUUCGACAAGGCUUUCGGGGGAGUGUCGGGCAUUUCCAGGGGUAGUUUCAUGACCCUGGUGGUAGUUCGACCCUUCCUCUGUACCGUGAGCUUGAAAAACCACUCACUACAAUCUACUUCAUCUACUUUUCAGCCUCUAGAAAUAGUUGAUGUUAGGCAGAAGUGUGUGCGAAUACCGACCAAUAUUUCUCCCAUGUAUGUAACUUUAAGCUUCUGUGCACCUACUUACGCAUUCAAGACUGCAGCUAAAUACUUUCUUUGCCUCAUCUCUAACUUACUCUCUUCCCCGCAAAAAUCUAAAUGUUUGUAGCGAGAGUAAAAAGAUCAAAAUUGUAUCCGGCCAUUGUAAUUUUUCUCUUUCAUCUCUCGAUUUUAUUUUUCUGUUAGCAUUUGCAUAGAAGGGUUUAUGAUACUGCCACUUUGUUAUUCUUGUUAUUUUUUUUGUCUGUCAUUUCCUCUGUUUAUUUUUUCUCUGUCAUUCGUAUUUGCCAAGGAAACGUUUAUACUGUUACCAUAUUCUGUUUUAUUAUCAUUCAUUUUUUUCUUGUUUUCUAUCCACAUCAGCAAAAAAAAAGGUUAUAAUUCCACUCUUUUUUUUAAUCUCCUACCACUUUCUUUAUUUUUCUACCACUAGUAUUGUCAAAAGAAAGGAUAAUAUUGUCACUUAUUUUAUCUGUUACCACUUUCUGUUUUUUUCUAUCAGUAAAUGGAAAGAAAAGUUUAUAAUAUUGCCACUUCUAUUGUUUGUUUCAUCUAUUACCACUUUCUUUUAUUUUUCUCUAUCCUAAUAUUGCCUCUUGUAUUUUUCAUAGCAACUUUUUUAUUUAUUUUUUCUUUCAAUAUCGGCAAAGAAAGGUUGAUAUUAUUACUCACUUGCUUACUUUCCAUUGUUAACCUUCUUUUGUUUAGUUAUCAUUGUUAUUUUUCCUCUUAAAGAAACAUUAAAAUCUUCCCAGGACUUUGAUUUCAGAUUAACUCUUCAAAAUGUUCCUAAUACCACUUUUUUCCAUCAAUAUUGGCAAAGAAAGGUUGAUAUUAUUACCCACUUGCUUACUUUCCAUUGUUAACCUUUUUUUGUUUUGUUAUCAUUGUUAUUUUUCCUCUUAAAGAAACAUUAAAAUCUUCCCAGGACUUUGAUUUCAGAUUAACUCUUCAAAACGUUCCUAAUACCACUUUUUUUCCAUUAAUAUUGGCAAAGAAAGGUUGAUAUUAUUACCCACUUGCUUACUUUCCAUAGUUAACCUUCUUUUGUUUAGUUGUCAUUGUUAUUUUUCCUCUUAAAGAAACAUUAAAAUCUUCCCAGAACUUUGAUUUCAGAUUAACUCUUCAAAACGUUCCUAAUACCACUUUUUUCCACCAAUAUUGGCAAAGAAAGGUUGAUAUUAUUACCCACUUGCUUGCUUUCCAUAGUUAACCUUCUUUUGUUUAGUUAUCAUUGUUAGUGUUCCUCUUAAAGCAACAUUAAAAUCUUCCCAGGACUUUGAUUUCAGAAUAACUCUUCAAAACGUUCCUAAUAUUUUCUCGUCUUUUUCCAACAUUAACGAAGGGGAAACAAAAGACAAAUUCCCAACGUGGUGUAAAGUUAUCGUAGUUCACUUAACUUUACCAUCACCAUGUAUCAUUACUAUUAUCAUAACUAUCAUUAUUAUUAAGACAGCACUCGGGCCUGAUGUUUGUAUGUAUCCCUGAAGGCCCAGUGCAUCUAUCAGUAUCCACAUGAUAUAAAAAUACACUUAUGCUUUAGUAUUAGAAGUAGGACAAGGGCGAAAUGGGCUUAGGUUAUAUUUUGCUAUUGGUGGGUUCCUUGGUAGUAGGGUAAGGGCUGGAAAGGGUAAGGGUUAUUUUUUCACAAUUAUUGGGGUGUUGCAAGUCCCUAAAAGCUGUAGUAAGGGUUAUGUUUUCCCAUUGCUGUGACUCCUUGGUAUUAGAGUAAGGGCUUGAAGGGCUAAGGGUUAUUUUUCCACUAUUGGCAGGGUGUUUGAAGUCCUUAAAGGCUGUAGUAAGAGUGAGAUGGACUAAGGGUUAUGUUUUCCCAUUGGCGGAUUCCUUGGUACUAGUGAUAGAGUAAGGGCAAGAAAGGCUAAGGGUAUUUUUCCUCUAUUGGCAGGGUGUUUGAAGUCCCUAAAGGCUGUAAUAAGGGUAUGGACCAUGGGUUAUGUUUUCCCACAGGUGUUACUCCUUAAUAUUAGGUUAAGGGCGAGAAAGGCUAAGGGUAUUUUUCCUCUAUUGGCAGGGUGUUUGAAGUCCCUAAAGGCUGUAAUAAGGGUACGGACUAAAGGUUAUGUUUCCCAAUUGAUAUAAGAUCCAGUAAGGGUUAUUUUUUACUAGUGUUGGGAGUCCAUUCAAAGGCUGUAUUAGUGAUGUAAGGGCGUGCAUAAUAGGGUUGGGCCUUAGUUAUGGAGUGGAAUUAAUAUACUGAGGUGAGGAAUGAGGUUUUUCUUUUCUUGUUUUGGAGUAUUAAAGGAAGCAGUUCAAGGGCAUAACGGAAAUGAAAGUAGCAAGAUAAGGCCACUAUUGCUUGCUGGAUUGAAGGGAGUUGAAUAAACAGGCAUUUUUGUAAGCUUUGGUGUUUUCUCCCUUUGUUUGUAUUAGUAGUAUAUAUCUUAUUAUUAUUAUUAUUUAUUGUUAUUAUUAUUAUGUAUGUUUUUAUUUCCUCUUUUUCACAAUUUUCAGCAUUCAUAUCUGACUUUUGGAUUGCACUGAUUUUCUUUUCAUUUUUCAUUUUUCCUCUUUAUUUCUUUGUUUAUUUUAUUUAUUUAUUUGCAUGCAGUGAGUUUGUUGGCCAAAUAUAUGAAGAAUAGAAUGCAAACAACAAGACCAGUGCCAUAUGAUGUGAUUUGUAUUAUUAUUAUUAUUAUUAUUAUUAUUAUUAUUAUUAUUAUCAUAGGGACUGAAUUAUAUUAGCUGAAGGGGAAGGUGGAGGAAGACAGAAUUUCAGUAUUGGUUUAUAUAUCAGCUGGAGCAGAAGAAAAGAGGAGGACGAGGAAAAAGAGAAAGAAGGAAUUAUCAGCAACACAUAUAAUAAGGGAGGCAAGGUGAAUGAAAAAAAAGUUAUCCGUUACAUGCAGGAAGGGAUAACAGGCGGUAAUUAUCACUCAUUUAGUAUCUUAAACAGACAUAUAUAAAAAUAGGGAAUGAAGACAGGCCUGUGAUUCUGGUAGACUUUUUUUGGGGGGGUGGGGGGGCUAGAGGGCAUAGUAGGUUCAUGAGGUGGAGGGUGGGGUGAGCGAGGCAAGUAUGUGUAAUUUGGGGAUUUCUUUUAAAAUACGCACUUAGAGGAGCAUUUUGAGGCCAGUAUAGAAAACCUUGUGGGGCCUAUAGCUAGCCUUCCUAACCCCCCUGAAAGAGGCUGAUUGAAGUGCUACCGGAGUAAAAGGAAUAGAGGAGGAAGAUGAGUGAGUUUGAAGAUCCUAAUACUAAGUUAAGCACAUGACCUUUCUCUGGCCGUCUUGUUAUCAUCAUCAUCAGCAACAGCACCUCCUAGCCUUAGAUAUGUUGACCAAUUUGUAUGCACCUUCGCGAUUGCUGGUGUGAGAAGGAAAAAAUAAAUAAAAAGUGAAUGAACUGAGGUAACGAAAAUGAUAACAUGUAUUUAUUUUGCUUGUUUCUCCAAAGUGCCAUAAAAAAAAAAAUGGAUCUGAAAAAGUUAGUGCCAAGAGAUUAAUACUUUUCUUUUUGACAUUAAUUUUUAUGCUUUUUUUUUUUUUUUUUCCCCCCCUAGAAGUCUGUACACGUUGGUCAAUGUACUUCACUAGAUAAUAUAUAGCACUCCCUCCCCCCCCAACACCAACACCACCACCGACACCUCCUACCACCACCACUUCACGGCACUUGUCAUGUCAUGGUAGUGAGUGCCAAAGUAUCGAUUUCUUUGUUUAUUAGGUUAUUCUCUCUCUCUCUCUCUCUCUCUCUCUCUCUCUCUCUCUCUCUCGUCAUCCUCCAGCUGUUUUGAGUUCACUGUAAAAAAGGACAGUCGACAAAAAAUAAACUAUGUAUCAAAAAUAGAAUAUGAAAAUAAAAAAAAUAAUUGAGAAAACCCUUGAUAUAAUAAACAGUAUGAAGUGGA